UGGGCCAUCGGCGAGCGAGGGGGCACUACACGCUAAGCUUUUCCCUCCUAGUCCCACACUCCCAAUUUAUUUUCCCGAGAGAGAAAAACAGCAGACGAAAAUGACGGAAAACGACGAAAACGACAAGAAAAUGCAACGAUCUAAUCCUACGAAGCUCAAACUCGUAACCUUCACCGGAGCGGCCGGGCUGCUCGGACUCGCCGUCAGUUUCGCCAUCUUCGCUUUCAACUCUCACAAGCAAAAAUCCAAGAAGAAAGGUCUUCCUGGGUGUGAUACUGUUUGUGUUAAUCUAUCUGCGAAGGAGAUUCUCGAUUUGGCUGACGAGAUAAUCUCCAUCUCCACGAGAGUUCAUGAUGCUGUUGCCUUGGUUCCUCUUAACAAGCUAUCUUAUGAGAAUGUUGUGUUGCCACUGGCGGAGCUUGAAGCGAGGCAGCUUCCUCUUAUACAAUCCUGUGUGAUUCCUAAGAUGUUAUCUCCACACGAUAACGUUCGUAAAGCUAGCGCUGAAGCAGAGCUGAAGAUAGACGCUCAUCUUCUCUCCUGCAGAAAACGUGAAGAUGUUUACCGUGUUAUCAGAAUUUAUGCUGCGAAGGGAGAAUCAAUUUCUCCCGAAGCUAAACGCUACCUACAGUGUCUGGUUAGAGACUUCGAGCACAAUGGUCUGCACCUUACUGCAACAAAAAGAGAGGAAGUGGAUAGACUGAGAAAUGAAAUUGAUGAGCUAAGCUUGCGUUACGUUCAGAACUUAAAUGAAGAUAGUUCUUGUCUCUUUUUUACCGAGUCUGAGCUUGCUGGUCUGCCUCUGGAAUUCCUUCAGAGUUUGGAUAAAACUCAAAAUAAUGAAUUCAAGCUCACCUUGGAAAGUAAUCACGUGGCAGCUAUCCUAGAGUUGUGCAAGAUAGCCAAGACAAGGAAGACAGUGGCUAUGGCAUAUGGAAAGAGAUGUGGAGAUGCCAAUAUUCCGGUGUUACAAAAACUGGUUCAGUCGCGCCAUAGAUUAGCCCGCUUACUUGGUUAUGCACACUUUGCAGAUUAUGCUCUCGAUCAUAGGAUGUCAAAGACAUCAACAAGGGUGAUCAGGUUCCUGGAGGACAUCUCUUCCACUUUAACUGAUUUGGCUAGUAGAGAGUUGUCCUUUUUGAAAGACUUGAAGAGGAAAGAAGAAGGGGAGCUUCCGUUUGGUGUAGAAGAUCUUUUAUAUUAUAUAAAGAGAGUAGAGGAGUUGCAAUUUGAUCUUGAUUUUGGAGAUAUCCGACAAUAUUUUCCUGUCAGUUUGGUCCUUCCCGGGAUUUUUAAAAUAUGUCAGGACCUUUUUGGAAUAAAGAUUGAAGAGGUUACAGAAAUUGAUGUCUGGUAUUAUGAUGUUCGAGCAUUUGCCGUCUUUGACUCCGGAUCUGGAAAGCUUUUGGGAUAUUUCUAUCUUGACAUGUUUUCAAGGGAAGGGAAAUUUAGCCAAAGCUGUGUGGUGGCUCUUCAGAACAAUGCACUGUUCUCCAAUGGUGCAUGUCAGAUUCCUGUGGCAUUGCUUAUUGCACAGUUUGCAAAAGCUGGGGGUGAAGCUCUGCCUUUGGGGUUCUCUGAGGUGGUUAAUCUUUUUCAUGAGUUUGGCCAUGUGGUCCAACACAUCUGCAAUCGUGCUUCAUUUGCUAGAUUCUCGGGCCUACGUGUUGACCCUGACUUUCGAGAGAUACCUUCUCAAUUACUGGAAAACUGGUGUUACGAGAGUUUCACCUUGAAGUUAAUAUCAGGUUAUCGUCAGGAUAUCACCAAGCCACUUGUGGACGAAGUCUGCAAAACACUCAAACGUUGGCGAUAUUCUUUCUCUGCACUCAAGUCGCUUCAGGAGAUUCUAUACUGUCUAUUCGAUCAGAAAAUAUAUUCGGAUGAUGAUGUGGACUUUCACCAACUAAUCAGGAGUCUUCAUCCAAAGGUAAUGUUAGGGCUACCAGUAGUGGAAGGAACAAACCCUGCUUCAUGUUUCACACGUGCUGUAAUCGGCUCUGAAGCAACAUGUUACAGCCGUUUAUGGAGUGAGGUUUAUGCUGCUGAUAUAUUUGCUUCACAAUUUGGAGAUGGGCAUCCGAAUUUGUAUAAUGGCUUGCAGUUCAGAGACAAAGUGUUGGCCCCGGGAGGAGGCAAAGAGGCCAUGGAACUUCUUACAAGUUUUCUUGGAAGGGAACCAUCAACAGAAGCUUACAUUGAGAGCCGGUCAAAGUAUAGUUUGUGAUAUCUGCGCAGUGCGCACCUUUAGAGGAUCCCUUAGUGAAUCCACUAGCGAAGCUCAACUUUUUUUUAAUGCUGUCGGAAACAUCGUGUAUUGAUGUUUGGUAAUGAGUUGAGAGGACUGAAUGUUGAUGAUUAAGCUAAAGACAAUUUUCAUUUUA
This is a messenger RNA of Brassica napus (rape), 2384 nucleotides long. RefSeq names its product probable thimet oligopeptidase. The coding region runs from base 101 to 2227 and encodes 708 amino acids. Gene Ontology annotation, molecular function: metalloendopeptidase activity. The transcript is spliced from 20 exons. NCBI's taxonomy places the organism in Eukaryota, Viridiplantae, Streptophyta, Magnoliopsida, Brassicales, Brassicaceae. The record is from RefSeq and is a predicted model, not a curated record. Gene Ontology annotation, biological process: proteolysis; peptide metabolic process.